AUGAAGCGCCUGCGCACCACAAAGCUAUCCAAGCAGGAUGAAGACACUACAACAAGGGCGAGGGUGAUCGAGCCGGAUAUCUGGCGAAGAGUGCUAUGGUUUUUGAAGAGGGAGGUCCCGGCGCCCUUGUCUAAGCCCGCAAGGAAGGAGGUGCGACAGGGAGAUCUCGUAGCAGUGAUGCUGGUCUGCACUACCAUCUACGAUAUUGCCGUUCCCCUCCUCUACUCUUCGGUGAUAUGCGAAAACCUCACCGCUCUACUCUACAUACACCCGGCGGCGGACUCAUCUCCCCGCCUGGCAGGCAAGGUUUCCCAUCUCGGCCUCGUCAAGCGUCUUUACCUCGAGCAGACGGACAAGACCCAUAUCCCGCGCGACGCGGACACCAUGUCGGACGCGUAUGAUGCGCAGCUCUCGGACCUGCAACGCGCACUGGACACUCCCUCCUUCUCCAACACUCCCGGAGCUUUCCCCAACCUCGAGACUCUGGCUCUGAGCUCCAUCUUCGGCCCGGCGGAUCAGAUGUCCUCGCACCGGUUCUGCCGUUCGCAUACGGCUCCCGAUCGGGGACGGCGGCUCCGUGAGCUGGCGGAUCUUAUGCCGCGGCUACUCCUCUCUCCCCGCUUGCGGCAUGUCUGCCAGCGAGGAGGUGGAGGUCUCCUCAACUUUCCAGCUCUUCUGCACGAUCCACCCCCAUCUCUCUCCUCGGCCGUCCUUACCACACACAUCCAGCCGGGAGAAGAGUACUGGUCUAUCCCGCUCGGUCAGCCCUGCAUCUGGGUCUUUGACUCGCCGGGUCGUCAUCCACACGCCACUGUUCGGAAGACGGUCGAGGCCGUGCUGAGCCUACUCGGCUCUAUGCGCCCCUGGUCAGCACAGCCCAAGUAUCAGCGCUUCCUCCUCACAAUCUACGCAUCAGACCAUCAGGUACCUGGCGGCGUGACAUUGACGGGGGGCUCCGCGAACUUUAGGAAGCUCCCUCCAGGCUGGAGAUGGAAUGGUGCUAGAGCUAUAUAUGAGCCUGGACAAGAGGUGACGGAUCUGCAGGAGGCAAUGAAGGCGAUACAAGGGAGGAUGGCCGGGUUUGGAGGCGGCAAGGACGAGAUCAAGUGGUUGCCCGGAUGUCAGGCGGGUCGGUGCAGCGCGUGCGAGCUGUAG
Messenger RNA from Dioszegia hungarica, 1155 nucleotides. RefSeq lists its product as uncharacterized. Bases 1 to 1155 code for a protein of 384 amino acids. Lineage: Eukaryota; Fungi; Basidiomycota; Tremellomycetes; Tremellales; Bulleribasidiaceae. The record is from RefSeq and is a predicted model, not a curated record. The transcript has 2 exons.